GAAGAAUGCAAACAAAUACUGGCUCGGCAGAAAUCCAGUUCCCAGUCUGAUUCGCAUGACGAUGAGAUUUCCCCUCCUCCUCCCAACCCAGUGGUAAAAGCCCGACGCAGGAGAGGGGGGGUCAGUGCUGAAGUGUACACUGAGGAGGAUGCUGUUUCUUACGUCAGAAAGGUUAUUCCAAAGGACUAUAAAACUAUGACUGCUCUGGCAAAGGCCAUCUCCAAGAACGUGCUCUUUGCUCAUCUUGAUGACAAUGAACGAAGUGACAUAUUCGAUGCCAUGUUCCCCGUCACACACAUUGCAGGAGAAACAGUCAUACAACAGGGUGAUGAAGGAGACAACUUCUAUGUGAUUGACCAAGGCGAAGUGGAUGUUUAUGUCAACGGGGAGUGGGUCACCAGCAUCGGAGAAGGAGGCAGCUUCGGAGAGCUGGCGUUGAUCUAUGGAACACCCCGGGCUGCCACUGUCAAGGCUAAGACAGAUCUCAAGCUCUGGGGCAUCGACAGAGACAGCUACAGACGCAUUUUAAUGGGCAGCACACUGAGAAAGCGGAAGAUGUAUGAAGAAUUCCUGAGCAAGGUCUCCAUUUUGGAGUCCCUGGACAAAUGGGAGCGGCUGACAGUGGCUGAUGCACUGGAACCUGUCCAGUUUGAAGAUGGAGAAAAAAUUGUUGUGCAGGGAGAGCCCGGUGAUGACUUCUUCAUUAUUACAGAGGGCACAGCUUCUGUGCUGCAGCGCAGGUCUGACAACGAGGAGUACGUGGAGGUUGGAAGACUUGGUCCAUCGGAUUAUUUUGGUGAGAUAGCGCUGCUGCUCAAUCGGCCCCGGGCGGCCACGGUGGUGGCACGCGGACCCCUCAAGUGCGUAAAGCUGGACCGGCCCCGCUUCGAACGAGUGCUGGGUCCUUGUUCCGAAAUCCUCAAGAGAAACAUUCAGAGAUACAACAGCUUCAUUUCGCUCACCGUCUAAAUGAUUCCUACUGGAAAGCUGCCUUUGUGUGACCUUGUGCACUUAAGUUUGCUCUGUGCAGCUCCAUAGCUUUAUGAAGAAAAAACACGGGAAGUGUGCAUUUUAUGCCUGUUUUUUCUGUUUGUGUCACGUGCUGGAUGUCAGUUCAAAUCUCAUGUAUCAUGUAAGUAGGAAGACAACUGUUUGGGUAAGACUAGCUUUGGGGAAGAUUAGGCUCUUGGCUUGCCAGCAAGAUUUUUACCUAUUGUUGGAUCAUAUAGCUUAAAACUGUGUUUUUAACUAUUUAAAAUUCAUACGAAUUUCUAAUUCCCAUAGCAUCUCUGAAGUUGGUCUUAAUCACCUUUUGUCAAGCUUCUUUGAUCAAGUGAUGU
Leptosomus discolor (cuckoo roller) is the source of this 1340-nucleotide messenger RNA. The record is from RefSeq and is a predicted model, not a curated record. NCBI's taxonomy places the organism in Eukaryota, Metazoa, Chordata, Aves, Leptosomiformes, Leptosomidae.